This is a messenger RNA of Aphanomyces invadans, 1106 nucleotides long. RefSeq lists its product as hypothetical. The coding region runs from base 267 to 884 and encodes 205 amino acids. The record is from RefSeq and is a predicted model, not a curated record. The transcript is spliced from 4 exons. NCBI's taxonomy places the organism in Eukaryota, Oomycota, Saprolegniomycetes, Saprolegniales, Verrucalvaceae.
CCGCGCCGUAUCAACAGCAUGCACAAGUGGCUGGGCAUCACGCACUCGGACUCGGAAGACGGGUCGAGCUCCAGCGACGAAGACUACUUUGACUCGUCCUUCGACGAGUCCAAGCGAUUGAAGGCUCAGGCUUAUGCCGACAACAUCGCGGCGCGGUCGUGGGGUCUUUCUCAUCGAGACAAGGCAGGGUUAACACAAAGCAGUCUCGCGCUGACGGCCGACGUUGCCGUGCACUUCCACGAAGAGUUGGGCCAGCAGCGACGAGUAUGGGACUGUGCACUCGUGCUGUCCAAAUUUCUCGCGAACUCAGCGUACUUUCCACCGGGUUCGUUCGACAACAAACACAUCAUCGAGCUGGGCUGUGGCAUUGGCGUGCCUGGUUUGUCUGCGGCGCUUCUUGGGGCGAAGCGCGUCGUGUUAACGGACAUGCCAUUCCGUGGAUCGAUUUCAACAUUUCCAACAACACAUUUCCGCCCGGCACGACAGUGUCUUCGCUGCCCUUGAUGUGGGGCCCAGAUGUGACCUCGGCCAUUCCACGUCCGUUUGACGUGAUCCUGUGUUCGGAUUUGAUUUAUGGUGACACGGACCUGGCGGAUCUGCUCCUGGCGACCAUUCGCGCCCUCUCGCACGCGUCCACACUGGUCGUGUUUGCCCACGAAGCUAGGUACGCCGGCAACCAAGGUCGGUACUUCCUCGACAUGAUCGCCGCCACCCAUACCGUCGACGUCAUCUCCUACGACGUGCUGGAUCCCAUCUACCGAGCCACCAACAUCCACGUACACUUGCUUCAUCCGCGUUUGGCCGACGUUUCCGAUGCAGCUGAUCCCGGUGCAGCGACCGUCGCCAAGCCAGCAGGCGUGUGUGUACAGGAACGUCAUGGAUGAGGAGUACACGGUGACGAACUCAACCACUUUGCCGAGUGCCGCCAGCUCGAACUCUUCUCCGACCUCAAACAAGUUGAACGAUGUGCGUAGUGUGUUACUCUGCGCGUGGCGCUGUUGGGAUGGGUCACUGUGAAGUAGCAGGCAGCAGAUUGCACAUUUACAUGGGGUGGCCCGUUCUUGCCAUAGAUGUAGUACGAUAAAGACGUCACUUUUCCACUUGCA